This is a messenger RNA of Rotaria sp. Silwood1, 12009 nucleotides long. Lineage: Eukaryota; Metazoa; Rotifera; Eurotatoria; Philodinida; Philodinidae. The record is from the annotation of a GenBank genome assembly.
AUGUUUACACCUACUUACGUCAUUCUGUUGAAAUAUUCUAAUCGAACACCGUCUCUUUAUAUAAAAAUUAUCAAACAAUUAAUACUUUUGUGGAAAGAAUGGGAGAAAGACGGUUUUAAAGUUGCUGAUACAGAAACUUGGAAUAAACUUAGGCAUGAUCAAAGACAAAUUGCUUGUGAUAUUUGGCAUGUAAUUGAAGAACAUGCAGGAAAAACAAUUCGUUUCGAACAAUUAAUUGCUGAGACAAACAGAAAAAUGCAAAUGAUAUUGACAAUCAAAGAAAAUAUAACAUCUUGUAUAAAUAACUAUUGUCAAGAAGCAUGUGACAAGAAAUUCUACGACAAUCUUCUUAAAAAAAUGGGAACAUACCGUCAUGAAGAAAAAGUACAUUCUAUCGAGGUACCAAAAGAAAUUGAAAAGCUGAAGCCGUUUGCCGAUCGUCUUAACCCCGUGUUUUCAUCACAUGUUUGGCAAAGUGUCCUCAAGCAUGAUUCAGAUUUUCAAAAAUUAAAAGACAAUGCUGUUAACAAUGGACAAGAAAUAACUUGUCUUAUGUUAUUAUUGCAAGUCACAAAGAUACUUGAUCAAUUUAUCUCUCGUCUAAAGGUUCUCUAUACUGAUACAAAACAACCCUUAUUCCCUCAAUUGGAACAAUUAUUUCCUGAGAAGAAUUUUAUAGAUCAUGAAUUUAAUAUAUUCGAAGCGUUAGUCGAUGAUAAUAUCGCUUCAUAUCUCAAAAAAUUAGUCGAGUAUUGGAAAAAUUAUGAGCAUAUUAAUCAUAUAUGUAGAGGUUGCAUCCAUUUGUCGAAACAUUAUAAUAUUCCACUUACUGAACAACAAUCUAUUUUACAAAAUAUACUUGACAUUAAUAAUCAAUCAUCCAUUGAAACUUGUAAAGCAGUAUAUCAGGCAUAUUGUGCUCAUUAUGAAGAAAAAUACAAUAAAUCAGUGCUUAAACUCAUUGCUCAAUGGAGUCUAUCAGAGAAACUUAUAGACUUUUCAUAUUCACUCACAGUAACUGAUGUUGAUAAUUUACUUGAAAUAGUCAAUGACUGGGAUGAAACAUUAAUUAGCACCAAAACGGUAUUAGAUUUUGUAUUACUUAAACGAUUUCAUCAUCAAACAGAUAUCAUGAUUGACUCUAUUCGCCAAAAAAGGUAUCUGGAAUUCAAUGAUAUUAUUAAUUGUUUUGAAGAAGUAUCAAAUGAGAUUGAAUUUAAAAAUAUUCUAAACAAUUAUGAAUCUUGUUCAAAAUGUUUAUUUAGCAUAGAUCGUAUAUGUAUGGGAUCAAAAAAUAAGGAACAAUCAAAACGAAGACGUAUUUUGGAUAUAAUGAAAAAUUCAAGUCUCUGCUUUUGUGUUCAUCAAUUAAGAGAAACAGUUCAUGGUAAUCAAUAUCAAUUCGAUGUACACAUCAUGAAUACGAAUUGGGAACCAAUAUGCUUUGAUGAUCUUAGUGAACUCCGCGAUCGAGCACGUCUCAUUCAAUAUGGAAGCAAUAAGUUUAGUAAUCUAGAAACUUAUACCGAUGACAAUAUUCAGCAGUUACAAUCGUUUGUUUCUUUCGUAGAAACUCUUGAGAUUAUAUUAGAAAAUUUAAAAUUACUUAAUAUUGCUGGUUAUCCAUUCAUGCAAGAAUAUCCUAUGUCUAAAAGAAAGUUUACAUGUCGAGACGAUAAUUAUCAUGAACUUGACAAAUUUAAAUUGAGUUUGACAGCACAACUUUCUGAUUGGGAACAACAACUUUGUAUUAUGUACGAAACAUGUAUUGAUUUAACUUAUUUUUCGUAUCAACAAAUCUGGCUAGUUGAAAAUUCUUUAUAUAAACAAACAGUAACAUCAAGUAAUGAUCCAGGAUAUCAUUUACUUAAAUUUAUCGGCAUUGAUCCACAAAAUAUUCAAUUAGAAUUAUUACCAAUGAGAAGUAUAACACCCAAUGAUCGUCUAAAGAAUAUGGCUCAGAUCCUUAAUAGUCAACGUGUCAGUAAAUAUUUUUCAAUUCAAGAAAAUGAUCAAAACCAUAAACAAGUAUUUUUAGUGGAAACAUCAAACAAAGAAAUUUUACGUGCUAUUUACUCUCUUUUUCAUCUGAACAAUAUACCGAUCAUUGCUAAUCAAUUAUUCUAUUGUACAAUGAAUACAGAUUGGAUAGAAAUACGAGCAUUUGUUUAUCGGUGUUUUUAUUCACAAACAUUACAUCAACUUAUUCGACCUGAAUUAUUAUCAUUAGUAAUUCAAGAUAAAUUUGCACAACUUUUAAAUCAAUUAAUCAAACAAAAUCCAAAACAUUUUUUUCUUCUAAGCAUGAUUACAACGGUGUCUAUUUCUCAAUUGCAUAUUAUCAAUAGCUUAAGAAUACAUCGAAUGAUGAAAAUUAUUCGUGAUCAAGAUAUUCUUAGUGAAGAAAAACUGUUAAAUAUUAUUCAACCAAUCAUUAAUGAUUAUUCUUUAUUGGUUACAUCAACAAUAGCAGGUCUCGGUAAAUCAACUUAUAUACGAAAUGAAAGUCUUCAACUUAAUAAAAAAUGUAUUAAGUUUCCUAUUAGUGGUGACGUAGACAUUGAUACAUUAGUAGAACGACUUUAUAAUAAAGAAAUUCAAUUAGAAUCAUCAACAAUAGUUAUACAUAUUGACAUUAGUGCAGUUGAAGAUGUUCAACAACUCAAUGAAUUUCUAUAUUGUUUUGUACUUUUUCGUUGUUUUCGACUUCGACAAAUACCUAUACAUGUGUCAAGUAAUAUACCAAUUUAUAUUGAACUUGAUUCAUCAUUGUAUUUAGCCAACUUAAAAGAUGAUAUUAUUAUAUUCAAGUAUAUGAAAAUAAAACAUAUCGAUUGUAUGAAUUGGAAUGAACUGAAUGUUAAUAAUUCAUCACCUAUACAAUUUGUUGCUAAUUAUCUUCAGUCUAUAGAAAAUGAAAAAAUCAUUAUAGAAAACAUAACAGAAGAGAAUAAAGAAACUUUCGACCAACUAACUUGUAUUCGUCUGUUACAGAAGUAUUUUUUUCCAAAGAAAAAUAUUAAAUUUGUUUCAUGGACACAAUUAUCUAUUUUCGUAUCUAUAUAUUACAAAUUAUUUUCAGGUUUUUCACAAUGUGGUCAUUUUUUUGUCGAUCCUGAACAUCAUUCAUCAUUACGGACCGAUAUUCUAAGAAGUUUACUUAACUCUUCUGACCAAUUCACAUCGUUAAGUGUUGAAACAGUUCGUAAGAAUCAGCGUUCAAUGCAUGAUGAUCAGACUAUCAUUCCAUUUAGUGAAGCUAUCAUACGAUGGGACACAAUACAACCAUUCACAGUUAUUUUUACUACUACUAACGAUCCAUUAUUUGUCUAUAAAACAAAAAGUGAUAUACCUUCGUCAUUAGUCGAUGCAUUUCGUUUGUAUUACCAACUGAUUAAUGAAAAUCGUGCCAAAACAAAUGUACCACAACAAACAUUUUAUUCAUUUUUCUACAAUCUCUUUGCAAACGAUAAUGCUGAAGUAAUUGCAUCGUCAAUAAAACCAGUGGAACAGCAAUUGCAAGAGUUUUUGACUGAUCAUGAUACAAUGACACAUGAACAAUUCUUUCUUAGACUUACUUUACUAUCAACGAAAUAUUUCACUGAAAAAUCAAUUUGUGAGAACUGUUUUAAGCAAUAUGAAUACACUGAAAAACAAUGUACGGUUUGUUCAACAAAAAAUAUUCUUAUUCGACCAAAUUCAUUAAAAAAUCCUAAAGAUAUCGAAGAUUUUCAGAAAAAAAUGGCAAAAAAACUUGAAUCAGAAUACAUAAUAACUGCUGAUAACUAUAUAAAAAUGUUAUUAAUAUAUUUGCGUGUUCAGAGUGGUUUACCGGUAUUAAUUAUGGGAGAGACAGGAUGUGGAAAAACUGCAUUGAUUCAAUUUUUAUGUCAAAAAAUUCUUGAUGAUGAAAUGGUCGUAUUUCAUAUUCAUGCUGGUAUAACAAAUGACAAAAUAAAUGAAACAAUGCAUGAACUUUUGAGAAAAGCACAAAAAUGUUCAGAAGAAAAUCAAAACAAACGUCUAUGGGUUUUUCUUGAUGAAUUCAAUACGACUCCUAAUAUUGGAUUAUUGAAAGAAAUUGUUUGCGAAAAAUCAUUUCUUGGUAAAACAUUACCAAAAAAUAUGGUUUUAUUGGGUGCAUGUAAUCCUCAACGACGUAAGAAGAAUCAAAAAGAAACUGAUGAUGCUAUUGGUAUUAAAAAACAUCAUUAUGAAAUUCUUCGGCAGAGAAAUUCUCUGAAUUCAUCAUCACUUUAUUCUGUAGUAACAAUUCCAGAAACAAUGCUUGAAUAUAUCUGGGAUUAUGGUUAUCUUAAUGAGAUCACAGAGAAGAGUUAUGUUCAAGCAAUAGUGAAUGCAUGUGAAAAUCUUACAACUGAUCAGACCUGGCUUAAUUGUAUACUGACUUUAAUAAUUGAAUCCCAUAAGUUUUAUCGUGAAUACGAAGACGUAAGUAGUGUGUCAUUACGAGAUGUAGUUCGAUUCUGUCGUUUCUAUAAUUGGUUUUAUAAAUUUCCUAUUUCAAAUGAAGAUAAUCAAGUUCUCAUUACAUUCUUCAUAAAUAAAAUUGAACAUGCCAGUUUAAUUGCUUUAUUUCUAUGCUAUUACUUUCGUCUUAAUUCACCAAUAAAACGUCAAGAAUAUUUAAAUAAAAUGGAAAAUUCUAUUAAAAAUUUUAAACCAAAUAUACCAUGUGAUUCUCUAAAUAAAAUAUUACAAAAUGAAAAAAUGUCUUUAAUUAAAAGAAUGGAAUUACCAAUAGGUACAGCUAUAAAUCGUGCACUUACUGAUAAUAUUUUUGUUCUUUUUACAUGUAUUCUUAAUCGAAUACCUGUUAUUCUAUGUGGUAAACCUGGUUCAAGUAAAACAUUAGCUGUACAAAUUGUUAUUAGUAAUCUCAAAGGAAAAAAAUCAAACGAUUCAUUUUUUCAAACAUUAGAUGAAUUAAUUGCUGUUUCUUAUCAAGGUUCUCAAAAUUGUACUUCAGAAAGUGUUAUUCAAGUUUUUACAAGAGCCGAUAGAUAUAUAGAAGCAAAUAGUGAUAUUAAAUUAUUGCCUGUGAUUGUUUUUGAUGAAAUAGGUCUUGCAGAACUUUCACCACAUAAUCCAUUGAAAGUUUUACAUAGUGAACUUGAAAUAGAAAAAUGUAGACAUGGAUUCAUUGGUUUAUCAAAUUGGCGUCUUGAUGCAUCGAAAAUGAAUCGUGCUAUUUAUCUAUGUUGUCCCGAGCCAGAUCUCGAUGAUUUAAAAAUGACAGCAAUAGCUCUAUCACAAUCAAUGUUGUCAAAUGAUAAUCAAGCUAUUCCAUUAGAUAAUUUUAUUGUUGAAGGUCUCGCUAAUUCUUAUAUGGAAAUGUGUAAUCAUCUAAAACAACAUAGAAAUCAAUAUUAUUUUGGAUUACGUGAUUAUUAUUCAUUGAUUAGAGGCAUUGUAAAUGAUAUGCUUGAUAAGAAACUUGAACGACACAAUCUACAUGAAAUUAUUCGAUAUCAGUUAGCGAUUAAUUUUGAUGGUAUUAUUAAUGGUGCUAAAUUCAUGUGGUCGAAAUUUUGUGAAUAUAUACAACAAAAUCAUUUAGUUGAACGUUAUUCAUCUCCAACGUUCGAUCAAUUAAUUAAUCAAAGUAUGUCAUUUCGUACUGGACGAUUUCUUAUGUUGAUUGGUGAUAGUGAAAGCAGUUUUGAUUAUAUUCAACAAUAUAUUAAUAUUAAAUAUCGAUUAAUAAAAACUCAUACUUUAAUUGGUAGUACAUUUGCUGGUGAUUUUCUUUCAAAUACAAUUUAUACUGAACAAUAUAAUACUCGAAUAUUAAUGGAUAUUAUACUUUAUGCAGAAAAAAAUAUAACAUUAUUCAUACAAGGAUUAGGUCAUUUAUAUGAUAAUCUUUAUGAUUUAUUUAAUCAAAAUUUUUCUAUUUCAGCACGAAAAAAAUAUUGUCGUAUUGCACUUGGUUCUCUUUAUCAUCCACGUUGUAUUAUUCAUGAUAAUUUUUUUUGUGUAGUAUUUAUCAAAAAACAUGAUCUUGAUAAAUAUGAUCCACCAUUUCUAAAUCGUUUUGAAAAACAUUUUAUUGAUAUGGAUACAUUGAUUAAUGAAUAUCAAAAAUCUAUUGUAUCUAUAUUAAAUAAAUGGAUUAAUGAAUUUUUAUUGAAUAAACCAAAUCACAAUUUUCCUUGUAAAAAAAAUCUUUUUAUUGAAUUUAGUAAUGAUUAUAUUAUUAAUUUAAUUACUGAUGCAUAUAAUCAUUUAUCAAUUCCUAUUAAUCAAGAAAGUAAAUAUAUUGAAAAUAUAAUUAAAUAUUGUCAAGAUCAAAUGAUUCGAACAAGUUCAUUUGAUUUUCCUCUUCUUUUAUCGUUGAGAUCUCAAAAGGAUCAUACAAAUAAUGUAAAUGAUUUUAUUCAACGAUACUAUGAAAUUCAUGCUGACUUAUCUUUUUCAUCUUUUAUUAAUCAAAUAUUAGAAAAAGAAAAAAUUCCAAAGUUACUUAUUUAUACAUAUACUCAAAUACAUGAAAUUAUUAAUUAUAAUGAUAUCAAAAACUAUCAUAUGUGGUUAGAAGAAAUUAAAUUGAGUUAUUUUAAAACCGAAUUAGAAUUAAAACAAAAGAUUACAAUGUUUUAUCAAAUGAAAUAUUUACGUUUAUUAUUUAUUCGUGUUGAUUAUCAUCAAGAACAUGAACAUAUUUCAAUGCUUAAACAUAUUUUACUCACUGAAAAUAUUAUCGAUGAAAAUCGUGGUAUAUGUUUUAUAUUUCAUUUACAGCGUAACAUGUUAAAUCAAAUUAAUAAUGAUGUUUUUUUCAAUGGAUGGUCAACUAUAAUGAUUGACAAUCUUCAAGAACAUAAAAUAAUACCUCUGAAUAUUCUUAUGAAUCCAUCAUAUCACGAUCUUAUUAUUCAUUUAGAUUUUCUAAAUUUCGAAACUAUAUUUGAUGAUCUCAUUAAACGAUGUUUUAAUAAAUUUCGUUAUCAUGUGAAAAAUAAACAAUUUGAAGAUAAAAUUAAUCAACGUCGCGAAUCAAUAAUUCAACAAUUAACUUUACAAAUUGCUAAAAAUGAUAAUGAUGAUCUAUCAUUACGUUCAUUAAUUAAAAAACAAUUAUUAAAAAUAUUUGAAAAUAUUCAAUAUAAUUCUAAUCAAUCUCAAUCCAAUGAUUGGCGACAAGAUUUAUUAACAAAAGAAAUAAUUAUUGGUUCAUGUUGUUCAUUUAAUGAUGCAUUAAUAAAAAUAAUAAUGUUUUUUCUUGAUAAUUAUUUGUCAUUAUUAAUUGCACAUCUUGAAAAGCAUUCAUUGAUAGAUUCUUAUGUAUUUUUAAACAAUUCCAAUGAAGAAAUUAAUAAAAAAUUAUGUCCAAUUUGGUUUGAUUGUUGGAUAAAAAUAACUAAAACAAUCGAUAUUUCAUCAAUCAAUCAAACUAAUAUUGAAAUUCCUCUUAUUUUCGAUUUACAUUUACCAUGUGCAAUAAAUGAAUAUGAAAUUAUUCGUCAAAUACGAAUGAAUAUUGCACAAUAUUAUCAAAAUAAUAAUGAAAAUAUAACAGAUAUUGCUUGGAAAGAAUUAAUUAAUAGAAGUAUUUAUGGAGAAUUUAUCAAAGAAAUUCUUAAUGAUUCAAAUUUAUUCGAUCAUUACUAUCACGAUCAACUUACGUUAGCACGAAAUGAAGCUAAUAUUCAUCAAUUAUCUACAUUAUAUGUACAACGUUUAUUAACAUCGAAAAUAGCAGGAACUAUAAAAUAUCGACUUCGACAUUUACUUAUUGAUUAUGAAGAUUUAUUUGAAAUAAUGCGAUUAUUUGAAAUUAGUAUACCAUUGAUUAGUGAUGAAGAUCAUGUUUUUGAAAUUUUAAAUCAACAAUUUAUUAUUUUGAAUGAUAAUCAAGAGAAAAUCAUUCGAAAUAUUAGUGAUUUAUAUUAUCUCGUCAUAGACAAAACAAAUAUUUAUCAAAUUCCACCAAAAUCAACAUCAGAGAGCAGACUCCAACUCAAUGAUGAAAGUAAUCCAUUUAUUGAAACAUGUUUAAUGAAUUUAAUCGAACUACUCGUCUCUCCAACUAUCAUUGAUCGUAUUGAUAAUAUGAAACAAUUAUUAACAAUAUAUGGUCGUCUAAUACAGAGCAUAUAUAUACUUAGUCAUUAUAAUCAUUAUGAAAUUAUAAAUGUUGAAAAAUUUCAUUCAUUAUUUCAUUUAGCAUCUUGCAUAUCAGAUUUAUUUCCAAUUGAUCAAUCUCUGAUCGUAUUCAAAAAAGUUUAUUGUUAUUCUAACUUUCAUAUUUCAUUCGAGAAACUUGAUCAAAUCGAUAACUUUAUUUCAUACUUAAACAAUGUUAUACAUCAACAACAAUCAACUGCAAAUGAUACAAUUAUUCAUCAAAAUUUAAUUAAAUUUGAAAAUGAACUUGUAAGAAAUUGGUUUAUUGAAAAUAAUGAUAAAUGCGGUGAUAUUUUGAAGUUUAUUCAUGAUCAUGAUCGCGAUUUAUGGAAAUAUUCAACUAAAAUUUUUAUGAUUAUCAAUGGAUGUCUCGAACUAUCAUCUACAAUAAAGAUACAUAAUGGUCGAAUACCACAGAACAAUGAAUAUACAAAAAUCAAUCAAUAUUUAUGUAAACUAAAUGAUUCAACACGAAAAAUUGAAGUUUUACUUACUACACGAAUUUAUACGCAAUUGAUAUUGAAUGAAAAUUAUGAAUCUCUAUUUAAUCAAGAUAAUAGACAACAAUGGAUUACAAUACUUACACAUGAUUUUGAUCAUUUUAAAAAGAAUUUAAAUGAAAUAGAACAUAUAACUACUGAUGAAAAACUAAAAUUAAUCGGUCUAAUUGCAUGGCUUCAAUGUUAUAUUCAAUAUUAUGUAUAUGUUUUUAAACAUGAUGAAAACAACAAAAUAAUACAAGAUAUUAACAAUAUAUUUAUUCAAGAUGAUUUUAAAUUUUAUUCAACUCUCAAAUUAUUUAUUAUUAAACAACUUUGUCAAUUAUAUAAUGUAACAUUUCAUAAUUUAUGUAGUAAAUUUGCUAGUAGAAAUGUAGAUUGGAUUAAUUCAAUGAUAACUCAACCAUUUAAUCAACGAACACAAGAUGUUCGACACUAUGUUAUUCUACCAACGCCUCUAUUUGAAAGCUGUAAGGAAUUUAAACGUAUUGAUGAUAUACUUUCAUCAAAACCUAGUAGUGAUCAACUACGAGAUCUAAUUAAAGAAUGUGCUACAAAACGAGUUUCAUCAUAUUGUUUCAUUAUUUGGUUUGUUCAUCAUUAUGCACGAUUUUAUAUGGAAAAUAUUUUACCAGAUACACAAAUUGUUAAUUUAAUUCAAGAUAAUGUUAAAGAAGAAUUAAUUAAUUACUUCGAACCUAUAGGCUAUCAAUUGAUUAUUUCUUUAUGUACAAAUUUUAACGACAAGUCAUACUUUCAAUUAAAACCUUUCAUGUCAGAAGAAAAUCUUCAUUUACGUUUAAUUGUUUUAAAUAUUAUUGCUUUGCUUAUUUCAUUCAAAUCAAUCGACAAAAUCUCUCUUUUUGGUUUUCUUCUCUAUGAUGGAAACAAAAAAAUGCCAACAAAUUACACAGAACAUUUUAAAAUGUUCAAUUCUCUAACAGGUGUUGCUAUUGCAAAUGAUUAUGCUCGAAUUCAAAUGAUGAAUAUUCGCACUCAAAUAGAUGAACAAAUAAAAAACAACAAAAUUGAUGAACCUGAUCAUUACAUUAUUCGUUGUUCUUCAAAUUGUCUUUGGAUGUUCUAUUUCAAUAAUUGUGACAGAUCUAAUGAACAAAGAUCAUGUCCACUAUGUAAAAAUGAAAUAAUUAUCUCUAACAAUAAUGAUUUCAAUGUUAUUAACAGUUCUCAUAUUCGAAUGAAUAUUAAUGAAGCUUUAGAAUUUAUCUCUAAAUAUAUCGAUCUGGAAACUCAAAAUGAUUGCUCAAACAUAAUAAAAAAAUGCGAUCAUUUGAAGCAACCACUUACAUCUGAAUUCAUAAAUUUUUUCACACAUGCAAUCUUUCUGUUUCUAAAUGAAUUAAAUCUCAUACCGAAUUCAACAACAACAACACAUUGUGUCUAUUUUCAAGAAAGUAUUAAAAAAUAUUAUGGUCUUCUUCGUACACAUUUAUCUAACAUUGAUCAAUGUUAUAUUUGGCUUUAUAAACUUAUCAAUCAUAUGCUUCAGAAAACAUUUGUAGUCAAAGGUUAUCUCAAUAGACGAGAAAAAGUAAUAGAAUUAGAAAAAUUAAUCGAAGAAAAAUUAAUUCUUCCUCAUAUUAAGUCUGUUAUCAACGAAAUAAAAGAAUAUAAAACAGCUUAUGUAGAUUUUGUAUAUGGAGAUAAUAAAAAUUUCAUAUUUGCAAAUUUUGUUGAUGAAAUAAUUGAAGAUAAUGAAAAGUAUCCAUUAUUAAAUUUUUUUAAUGUAACUAAUAUUCAUACGGUUGAUUUUAUUGAUGAUUUUUAUACUAAACUUCAAUUACUACCUGAUUUUGAAAAAACAUAUCCAUUAAUAACAUUUUUAUUAAAACGUCUUUCGGAUUAUGAUAAUAUUCAAUAUCUAUAUCCAAUUAUUAAAUUUACUAAUUAUUUUAUAGAAAAUUUAAAUCAUCGUAUUAAACGAAAUGUUGCAAUGAAAACAACAAUAUCUCAAUAUUUAAAAAAUAAUCCAGAUGCAAAAGUAAUCUAUGAAGAAUUUCUAAAAGCUUGGUAUAAAAUCAAUUUAAAUGAAGUCUAUUUUGAUCAAAGAAAAUAUAAAUUUCAACACUAUGAAUCUAAAUAUACAUUUGAAGAUAAAACUAACAUUUCUAUGUUUUUAUUGAAUAAAUCAAGUGAUAGUGAGAAUAUGAUAUUAACUGCCUGUUUACAAACAAUUGGAAAUUUACAAAAUGAUAUUAUUCAUUAUUAUCAUUCUCAUAUGGUUAACUAUAUAGAUAAUGAUGAUAAAUAUUUUCAACAUCAUAUUGUUCCUUUACAGUCACUACAACAAAAACAUUUAUUUCAAUUUGAUACAAAUAAAAUACGAAAAUUAUUAGUUCAAAAAGGAUUAAUGAUUAAUUAUAUAUAUGGAAUGAGUAAAGAUAUUAUUUAUGAUUAUAAAGAAAUCGAAUGGACAUUAAGAAAUGAAAUUAGCUGUUUACCAUUAAUUGAAAUGAAAAAUAUGCAUUUUUUUAAUUAUCAAUUUGAAUUAUAUGAUGCAAAUAUUUCAUUAAUUAAUGAUAUACGUGAACGUUUUGAACAAAAAUUAUUUCAUGAACAAGAACAAUUAGAAAUAAAAAAUUUUCUUGAUCAUCUCGAUAAUGAUUCUAUCCUUCAAUUAUCUGGUUUACUUGAAUAUAUUUUAACAUAUUUACGUACUGUAAAUAAUAAAAAUAUUAUUAAAAUGAAUACCAUUCAAACAUUUCUCAAGGAAAAUAUCCCUUCAAAAACAUGUAUAGACAAUAAAAUACGUGAAAACAAAUCAUUCUCAUCAAUUUAUCUUGAGUAUAUUAUUGAUUUAUAUGAACUCAUAGAAGAAUACAUAUUUGAUAAAAUUUUAUGCGAUAAUAUCAGAAAUGAUCUAUGUGAAAGAUCGUUUUCUAUCGAUCAGCAAAUAUCCAUUGUUGAUCAAUUUAUCGAGAUGAUUUUACACAAUAAUAAUAUUGCUGAUUGCUUUAAAAAUCUUACUUGUUGGAUAAGUAUGUUUAAACGUCUUUUAGUACGUUUAUUAUCACCUAAUAUGAAUAUUAACUUUGAUUCAUCUCUUGAUGAUUAUGUGAAACGAACUGAUAUAUGGAAAGGAAAUGUGACUAAAAAUGAUAUUCAAACAAUUGAAAUCAAUAAAAGUAUUUGUUUAAAACAUGCAUAUAUUAUAUUGAAUGGAUUAAAAAAGAAACAAAAUGAAUUGAUAAUCAAUGAAAAUCAGCGAAGUCAAAAUAACAUCGAACAGCAAGAACAAAACCAAAGUAUUACGGCAACAUCAAGUGACACAGUACGAUCGACGAAUUCGUCACAAAGAAGUAGUGGAUUUAGAAGAAAUGCUUUUCGAAACUAUUAG